AAAUCAUGACUACCCCAGGAAAAGAGAACUUUCGCCUGAAAAGUUAUAAAAAUAAGUCCCUGAAUCCUGAUGAGAUGCGCAGGAGAAGGGAGGAAGAAGGACUACAGUUACGUAAGCAGAAAAGAGAAGAGCAGUUAUUCAAGCGAAGAAAUGUUGCUACAGCAGAAGAAGAAACAGAAGAAGAAGUUAUGUCAGAUGGAGGCUUCCAUGAGGCCCAGAUUAAUAACAUGGAAAUGGCACCAGGUGGUGUUAUUACUUCCGACAUGAUUGAAAUGAUAUUUUCCAAUAGCCCAGAGCAACAGCUUUCAGCAACACAGAAAUUCAGAAAACUGCUUUCAAAAGAACCUAAUCCUCCUAUUGAUGAAGUCAUCAGCACACCAGGAGUAGUGGCCAGGUUUGUGGAGUUCCUCAAACGAAAAGAGAAUUGUACCCUGCAGUUUGAAUCAGCUUGGGUACUGACAAAUAUUGCUUCAGGAAAUUCUCUUCAGACCCGGAUUGUGAUUCAAGCAGGAGCUGUGCCUAUCUUCAUAGAGUUGCUCAGCUCAGAGUUUGAAGAUGUCCAGGAGCAGGCAGUCUGGGCCCUUGGCAACAUUGCUGGAGAUAGUACCAUGUGCAGGGACUAUGUCUUAGACUGCAAUAUUCUUCCUCCUCUUUUGCAAUUAUUUUCAAAGCAAAACCGCCUGACCAUGACCCGGAAUGCAGUAUGGGCUUUGUCUAAUCUCUGUAGAGGGAAAAGUCCACCUCCAGAAUUUGCAAAGGUUUCCCCCUGUCUGAAUGUGCUUUCCUGGUUGCUCUUUGUCAGUGACACUGAUGUAUUGGCUGAUGCCUGCUGGGCUCUGUCUUAUCUAUCAGAUGGGCCCAAUGAUAAAAUUCAAGCAGUCAUUGAUGCAGGAGUAUGUAGGAGACUGGUGGAACUGCUGAUGCAUAAUGAUUAUAAAGUCGUUUCUCCUGCUUUGCGGGCUGUGGGAAACAUUGUCACAGGCGAUGAUAUUCAGACACAGGUAAUUCUGAAUUGCUCAGCUCUACAGAGUUUGUUGCAUUUGCUGAGUAGCCCAAAGGAGUCUAUCAAAAAGGAAGCAUGUUGGACAAUAUCUAAUAUCACAGCUGGAAACAGGGCACAGAUCCAGACUGUGAUAGAUGCCAACAUUUUUCCAGCCCUCAUUAGUAUACUACAAACUGCUGAGUUUCGGACAAGGAAAGAAGCAGCUUGGGCCAUCACAAAUGCAACUUCUGGAGGAUCAGCUGAACAAAUCAAGUACCUCGUAGAAUUGGGCUGUAUCAAGCCACUCUGUGAUCUCCUCACAGUCAUGGACUCUAAGAUUGUACAGGUUGCCCUAAAUGGCUUGGAAAACAUCCUGAGGCUUGGAGAACAAGAAGCCAAAAGGAACGGCACUGGCAUUAAUCCUUACUGUGCUUUGAUUGAAGAGGCUUAUGGUCUGGAUAAAAUUGAAUUCUUACAGAGUCAUGAAAACCAGGAGAUCUACCAGAAGGCCUUUGAUCUUAUUGAGCAUUACUUCGGGACCGAGGAUGAGGACAGCAGCAUUGCACCUCAGGUUGACCUUAGCCAGCAGCAGUACAUCUUCCAGCAGUGUGAGGCGCCUAUGGAAGGGUUCCAGCUUUGAAGCAAUACUCUGCUUUCAUGUUCCUGUGUCAGACCAGGCUACCCAGUCAAGUCCUCUUGUGGAGCCCACAGUCCUCAUGGAGCUAACUUCUCAAAUGUUUUCCAUAAUACUGUUUGCGCUCAUUUGCUUGCCUUGCGCACCUGCUCUCUUACACACAUCUGGAAAACCUCUGGCUCUCUGUGGUGGAA
Molecule: messenger RNA, 1810 nt
Organism: Sus scrofa (pig)
Lineage: Eukaryota; Metazoa; Chordata; Mammalia; Artiodactyla; Suidae
Gene: KPNA1
Product: karyopherin subunit alpha 1
Biological process (GO): protein import into nucleus
Cellular component (GO): cytoplasm
Molecular function (GO): nuclear import signal receptor activity; protein binding
Source: RefSeq, marked provisional